AGGCUUUGGAGACCAGAGGAGAGAGCUGAAAAGUACUCUCUCUCUCUCUCUCUCUCUGAAACUAUAUUUAGCAAAAGAAGAGACCCUCUACUUGCUUCAACAUCACUCCUCUAAAUUUAGCAGAAGUCUCUUUCUUUCUCUCUCUCUCUCUAGGCGACGAUUUCUGUGUCAUAUCUCAAUGUCGCCUAGACUUGAAAAGAGUAUCACUCUGAGUCUUCUGUAGCAGAACUGUUUCUAGAACUCAGGUUUUCCUGAGUGGGGUUUUGAGGGAUACCCAGUUGAUAAUUUGCCCGGAAAAUGGAGAAUUUCCCAGGGAAAAAGAGACCCACGAUCAACCUUUCCCUUUUCACUACUCUCUCAGAGUCGUUUUCCUUGGAUAAGUCUCCGAGUCCCUCGAAAUCUCCUAGGAAUUUCCAGGGAGACGUGGUUGGGCUUGGCAUAGUGGCUGCCAUGACCGAUUUGAGCCAAAAAAUCUCGGCUAAUUCAGCGGUGGUGUCGCCCAGAUCGACACCGAUCCCCAUCUUGUCGUCUGCGAAGGCAGCCGCGAAUUUCAGAGGUCCAGUGAGUGAUAAGGAGAGAGAUGAGGAGGUGGAUGAGAUGUCUGAGAGCUAUACUUGUGUGAUUUCGCAUCUGGGGAGCAAAGUGGUUGAGAAGCGCGUGUAUUUCGAUGAUAAGCUUAAUGGGAUUGUUGGUGAUUGUUGCGGUGCUGCUUGUGUGGUGAACGACAGUGGGGUCAUAGUGUUCUCUGCUUCCCCUGUGAAUGUUGGUGAGGCCAGGAUGGAGUUUUGGACUGCCGAUUUUCUUAGUUCUUGCUAUCUUUGCAAGAAGCAGCUUCAUGGGCUGGACAUUUUCAUGUACAGAGGGGAAAAAGCAUUUUGCAGCUCCGAGUGCCGUGACAAGCAUAUUAGAAGUGAUGAUUACAAAGAGAAGUGUGCGUCUGGAGCACUGAAGCCACCGCUUGAUUACUCCGUGUCGCCCUGCUCCGGUCCGCUGGUGUUCUUUGCCGGGGUUGCUGCAGCAUAGACAUUUUUAUGAUACUUUACGUAAAUAAAAAUGAAAGUUAAGGGCGUGGAAGGGUGUCCAAAUAAACUGUUAUCACCGGCUCAAUAAACAGUAGAUUAUAUUUGAGAGGGUUUGAGCAAGUUGUAUCGAUAUUUUAUACCCCCAUAUUGAACGGAAAUCCUGAGAUAUACUUUGAUUAGAGAAUAUGUAAAUUUGCAUUUUCAAUAUAUUAUAGUAUAUAAAUGAUUAAGUUUACUA
Molecule: messenger RNA, 1260 nt
Organism: Alnus glutinosa
Lineage: Eukaryota; Viridiplantae; Streptophyta; Magnoliopsida; Fagales; Betulaceae
Product: FCS-Like Zinc finger 14-like
Exons: 2
Coding region: 298-1023 (241 amino acids)
Source: RefSeq, a predicted model, not a curated record